This is a messenger RNA of Vespula pensylvanica (western yellowjacket), 1419 nucleotides long. It is a transcript of the gene KdelR, whose product is annotated as ER lumen protein-retaining receptor. The coding region runs from base 122 to 760 and encodes 212 amino acids. NCBI's taxonomy places the organism in Eukaryota, Metazoa, Arthropoda, Insecta, Hymenoptera, Vespidae. The transcript is spliced from 3 exons. Gene Ontology annotation, biological process: endoplasmic reticulum to Golgi vesicle-mediated transport; protein retention in ER lumen. Gene Ontology annotation, molecular function: ER lumen protein retrieval receptor activity. The record is from RefSeq and is a predicted model, not a curated record. Gene Ontology annotation, cellular component: endoplasmic reticulum; cis-Golgi network; membrane.
UCGUUCGGCCAUCUGCCAAUGCAGCGUCUAAAGCCACGUCAUAUUUAGAUGCGUUAAGAGAUUGGUGCACUGUGCGGUUUUAUCCUUUGUGUGAAGGAAUUAGUGAUUAGUAAACGAAGAUAUGAACAUUUUUCGCCUUUUAGGUGACUUAUCGCACCUUUUAGCCAUUAUUAUAUUGCUAUUAAAAAUAUGGAAAACACGAAGUUGUGCCGGUAUCAGCGGAAAAUCGCAAAUAUUAUUUGCAAUAGUCUACACGACACGAUAUCUAGAUCUGGUAAACACAUACAUUUCAGCCUAUAACACUUUUAUGAAGAUUAUUUUUCUCUCAGCAUCGUAUACAACGGUUUAUCUAAUGUAUAUGAAAUUCAAAGCUACAUAUGAUCAUAAUCAUGAUACUUUCAGAAUUGAAUUUUUAGUUCUACCUACCUUUGUACUAGCUUUAUUGAUCAAUCAUGAACCAUCGGUUGUAGAAGUUUUAUGGACCUUUAGCAUUUAUUUGGAGUCUCUCGCAAUAUUACCACAAUUAUUUCUUGUUUCCAAAACAGGCGAAGCAGAGAGCAUUACCAGUCACUAUCUCUUUGCUUUAGGAUCCUAUAGAGGCUUAUAUUUAUUAAAUUGGGUUUACCGUUAUUAUGCAGAAGAUCAUUAUGAUUUGAUUGCAAUUGUUGCUGGCUUGGUUCAAACAGUUCUUUAUUGUGAUUUUUUCUACCUCUAUAUUACCAAAGUACUGAAAGGCAAAAAGCUACAGCUACCUGCUUAACUGGAUUUUAACAUACUUCUUUGAAAGUACAUCAAACUGCCUGUCAGUCACAACAUAAUCAUCAUUUGAAUUUUAUUAAGAGCUGGUUAUAUUUGACAGAACAGAAGUAUGCACACGCACACGAGUAUGUCUCCAAAUUUCCUGAAAUUCCGAGUUAUUCAUUAUUCAUUAUCACGCAUGAUCUAUGAUCAUUCUUUGUAGUAUUCAUGUUUUCUACAUUGUUAUUAAAUUUUAUAAGGCAUAAGAUUCUGCAUAAAAACGUAUUCUUGCGCAUCAAAACUGCAUUUGGCAGCUUUGUAUUAUAAAGAAGAGAUACUUAUGUGACAAUGUAUAGGUCCAUAUAAGAUAUAAAAGAAGUGAAGUUGGAUACUGGAUAGACCAGUCAGGAAAAUAGAAGUGUAACUAUUGUCUGUAACAUUUAAAUUGUUAUAACUUUUAUUAAUUAAAUAUGACUAUCAUAAUAUAGAAUAGUUUAGUUUAUUAUAAUUUAAAUAAACUAUAGGUGAUAUACAGGUAUUUUGUAAUUUACACCAGAGAAGUGUUUCUUGAAAAAUGAAGUGCAAAAUGGUUAUACUUUGCAUUGUAAAAUUACUAAAUUGGUAAAACGUAUUAUUUAAAUAAGCAGAAACUAAAAUAGAAUAAAGUUCAAAAUAAUUCUA